AUGUCUUUUUACGAGCCACAGGGAUGGCAAGCUCCUGUCCGGCAGGCGUCUUGGGAACAACCCCCGCCGCCGUCAAGGUCGGGCGCAAGUUCCACCUCACAACGCGAAGAUGGCAACGCCUUCGCCAUCCAAUUCGAAGAGGUGGACCGAGCCACGGAUAAUCUUCUCAAGAGCGGCAAGUUCUAUACUCCAGGCCCAAGGCCGAUGUCCAUGUCUGUGCCUGGCGGUCGGCCCGGAGGAGAUUUCGGGCCUCGUGUAUAUGGCGGACGCCAUACCGACUUCGACCCCUCUCGGCCCCAUACAGGCGCAAACCUCCAAAACUUUUAUGCUUCACAAAGGCACCAAGGGCGGCAACCUGAUCCCGAUCAGAUUGCACUAGCAAAAAGGAGGAUGGCGGCUCAGCGAGAGCGCGAGCUUCGCAAUUACCAUCAAGAACAACAAUACAAUCGAAGUGUAUUGGCGGAAAUGUCGUCCAGUAAAUCCGAUCGUUCGAUGAGCCCCAGCGCCUUGAGCGAGGAGGGCCGCCGGGAAUUGAUUGCCCGUCAGCAUCGUGCUUUGUACGGCGCCGAAAACUCCGCCUUUGUCGGUCAGAUUCCGUUCACCGCCGACGACGCCACCAGCCGAGACCAAGGAGCCACUGUUCCUACCAGCUCAGCAGGGGCUGCUCGAGGCCCGUCGCCUCGUGGAGUCGAUCCCUUCGGUAUCUCCGGCCAAGUCCAACAAAGCGAAGGCACUGCGCAAGGCGCUCCAGGUCAAGAUGGCUCCCGGGUCGAGAAGGCGGCCUCGCCUUCUGCACAAGCAUCAUCCGGAUUUGGGAACUUCGACCCCUCGAUGCAAUCCUCUGGCAAGGCGCCAACACCACCAUCUGGAGAGGAAUCGUCUCAUUCCCGACAAAUCUCCAAGUCCACGAUGGCGCCAGGCACUGGUGGUAUGGGCCCUAUUGGAAGUCGUCCCAAUGCGCAACAAGCGCCCAAUCAAUCCCUCAACAAGCGAACUACAUCACCACUUCCUUCGUCUUUGGGUUAUGGUUUUGGCUCAAACGAACAAAACGCCGACCGAGCGAAUUCGGCGAACUCAACUUCUAAUGCGACGAAAGAGUCAUCUGCGAAUUCUGGUACAGGAGCUUGGGGCACUGGAAGCGGGGUCUGGGGAUCUAACAAGAUCGGGGCCACCUCGGUCUGGGGUUGA
Messenger RNA from Capronia epimyces CBS 606.96, 1188 nucleotides. RefSeq lists its product as uncharacterized. The transcript has 5 exons. The record is from RefSeq and is a predicted model, not a curated record. Bases 1 to 1188 code for a protein of 395 amino acids. NCBI's taxonomy places the organism in Eukaryota, Fungi, Ascomycota, Eurotiomycetes, Chaetothyriales, Herpotrichiellaceae.